UAUCCCAUUGAUUUCUGCUUCCCUUGCUUCCUUAGCCUUGUAAACUUCCCUCUCUCUCUCUCUCUUUCUCUCUCCCUGCUGCAAAUGUCUCUACUCACCAUUGAAUCUCCCAAGCACUGUGCCAACAAAGAAAUCAACGUUAAAAAAUUCUACAAGAAGUUCUUUUUUAUCUUCUCUUCAUUUUUCACCACAAUUCUUUCUCUAAUAUUCAUCGUCUGGCUUAUCCUUCACCCUGCCAAGCCACAAUUCUCCCUCCAAGAGGCUGACGUCUAUCAACUCAAACUCUCUUCCCCUAAUAAUCUUCUCAACUCCUCAAUCCAACUCACCCUUCUUUCCAAGAAUCCCAAUGAAAAAGUAGGCAUUUACUACGACGAGCUACAAGUUUACGCCGCCUACAAGGGUCAGCAGAUAACUGUGUAUACUCCUCUUCCUCCAUUCUACCAAGGACAUCAAGAUUCCAACCUCUUAACUGCAUCUUUGAUUGGAACUGGCCUCCCCGUGGCGUCCUCCUUCGGUUACGAAGUGGGUCGGGACCAGACCGCCGGAAAACUAUUUCUUAACUUAAAGUUGAAUGGAAGGCUCCGGUGGAAAGUUGGUACUUGGGUUUCCGGGAGAUACAGGCUUAACGUGAAUUGUGUUGCUGUUAUGGCUUUUGGACCUACUCUUCCAAGUGGCCCACUGAGCUCGAAGCAAGGGACUCUAUGUUCUACCACUGUCUGAAUAAGUAUCAUACUAACAAUACUAUAUAUGCCUGCGCUGAAUUAUGAUUUGUUUGUGAUUUUGUUGUGAAAAUCAGCUUUGCUGUAGUUUAAACUAUACGUUUUCAGUGACACCAUGAAUUGUCCGAGUCUUAUAAGGUGUCCAGUUUGAGUCUCAGUCAAAUAAAACAAAGUAUACGUGUGUUUCUGGUGCUGUCUUGCCAAGUAUUUUGUAAAUUAUAAUUAUAGUAAGUGAUAAGACAGAAAGUUCAAAUUUAUAAA
This is a messenger RNA of Manihot esculenta (cassava), 980 nucleotides long. Its product is annotated as NDR1/HIN1-like protein 26. Bases 85 to 720 code for a protein of 211 amino acids. The record is from RefSeq and is a predicted model, not a curated record. Gene Ontology annotation, biological process: defense response to other organism. The transcript has a single exon. Lineage: Eukaryota; Viridiplantae; Streptophyta; Magnoliopsida; Malpighiales; Euphorbiaceae.